Molecule: messenger RNA, 1002 nt
Organism: Hemisphaericaspora subhashii
Lineage: Eukaryota; Fungi; Ascomycota; Pichiomycetes; Serinales; Debaryomycetaceae
Exons: 2
Coding region: 1-1002 (333 amino acids)
Cellular component (GO): plasma membrane
Source: RefSeq, a predicted model, not a curated record
AUGGAAGCUAGUUCUCAUUCUAACAAAUCAGCCGGUUCAUUCGAUGCUGACGGUUACAAGAAAUCAAUUAGGGAAGAACCACCAGUAACUCCAGAAUUGGUUGCUAAGAGAUUUGCCCGAGUUUAUGAUAAUCCCCCCAUGGGACAAUAUCAAAGAUUUAUACAAGGAGUAGGCACAAUCUUUGGAAAAUGUGGUAUGUUUUGCUUUUUAUGUACCAAUCCAUAUCGUGAAGUUGAUCAAGGACAAGUUGGAUUAGUCCAAACAUUUGGUCGACUCUCACGAGUAGUUGAACCAGGAUUAAAUUAUGUUAAUACUUGGUCAGAAACAUUAACUCGAGUAUCAAUAAAGAUUAAUAUUCGAGAAAUUCCAGCCCAAAAAUGUUUCACCAAGGAUAAUGUUAGUGUUAUUAUCACUUCGGUAGUUUAUUACAAUAUCAUUGAUCCACCAAAAGCAGUUUAUUCCAUUGCCGAUAUUCAUGAAGCCAUUAUGGAAAGAACCCAAACUACUCUUAGAGAUGUUAUUGGAGGUCGGUCAUUACAAGAUGUUGUUGAAAAACGAGAAGAAAUAGCCGAAUCAAUCGAGCACAUUAUCGCCAAAACCGCCUUUGAUUGGGGUGUUCAUAUUGAAUCCAUAUUAAUCAAAGAUUUAACCUUACCCGAUAAAGUUCAAUCUUCAUUAUCAAUGGCAGCAGAAGCAAAGAGAAUUGGGGAAGCUGCCGAUAUAUUAGCAUCCAAACCGGCUAUGCAAAUUAGAUAUUUGGAUGCAUUACAAAAUAUGGCAAAGUCACCAGGGACAAGGGUUAUUUUUAUGCCAUCGGCUCAAGAAGUUGAAAGAAUGGCUACUGCGAAUAUUGGUUCUGAUGUUAGUCAAGGAAAACAGAGAGCACAGGAUUUGGAUGAAGAUAGCGAUUGGGCUUUGCAUGGUGAUCCUCAAUUAGGGGGAGUGGGUGAUAGUAGACAAAUGACGGGAACUGUUGCCAUGCAAGAGGCAAUGCAGAAAUAG